This is a messenger RNA of Impatiens glandulifera, 1152 nucleotides long. Its product is annotated as protein CHAPERONE-LIKE PROTEIN OF POR1, chloroplastic. The record is from RefSeq and is a predicted model, not a curated record. Gene Ontology annotation, cellular component: chloroplast membrane. The transcript has 4 exons. Bases 192 to 848 code for a protein of 218 amino acids. NCBI's taxonomy places the organism in Eukaryota, Viridiplantae, Streptophyta, Magnoliopsida, Ericales, Balsaminaceae.
GUAGCCCUAUCUCCCCUUUUCCUUUCUUCUCACCCUCUAGUCUCUACCAGAGUGGUUCCAUCCUCGCCGUUGACGACGACGCCGUCCGGCGGCUGGUCUGGACUCUGACUGCCGUCUCCGACCUGGUAAUGAUACUCCUAGCUAUAAGAACUUAAUUUACUCUCCUUGCCGCACUUCUUUCACCGUACAAGAUGACGACCGUUUUACUAUCAAUCCCUAAUCCCUCUUCUUCUUUCCUCGGGAAGAAACUUGGCCGUGAUUUCACCAAGAGGUCUCAAGUGUCCACAGUUGUGUCUACGCGUCCUAAAUGUGCCGUGGAUACACCUUAUGGAGGAAAUAUUCCGGUAUUCCCUCGAGUUAAUGUGUGGAAUCCUUACAAACGCCUUGGUAUACCCAUUGAUGCUUCAGAAGAAGAAGUUUGGGGUUCUCGCAAUUUCCUACUAGAUCAAUAUGGCUCACAUGAAAGAAGUGCAGAAUCAAUAGAAGCUGCUUUUGAAAAAUUAUUAAUGACCAGUUUCGUAAGUAGAAGGAAAUCAAAAAUCAAUCUGAAAAGCAAAUUAAAAAAGAAAGUUGAGGAAUCUCCACCUUGGGUUAAGAAUUUGCUCAGCUUCGUGGAACUUCCCCCAACCGUUAUCAUUCUUCGAAGGUUGUUUCUCUUUGCAUUUAUGGCUGGCUGGAGCAUCAUGAACUCCGCAGAGACUGGACCUGCUUUCCAGGUAGCCAUUUCAUUAGCAGCUUGCAUAUACUUUCUAAAUGACAAGACAAAGAGUAUAGCUAGAGCUUCCAUUAUCGGGUUUGUUUACAUACCUACUUUUUGUUUUCAUUUUCCACGACAACGUUGUAAAUAGAAGUAUAAUGGUCUUCAUUAAUGAUUGGCAGAUUUGGAUCUCUGGUGGCUGGUUGGGUUUGCGGUUCUUUCUUGGUACCUAUGGUUCCUUCGGCCUUGCUCAAUCCAACUUGGACCCUUGAGCUCCUCACUUCUCUAGUUGCAUUUACUUCCUUAUUUCUUGGUUGCACAUUCCUCAAAUGAUAUAUUUCUGUCCAAGUGUACUCCCUAUUUUCUUUGAUUUUUGCGUCUUUUGUGAUGAAAACGCUAGUGUAACUGAGAUAGUAAUAAUACUUUCGGUCUUACAAAGUAGUCCGCGUUUUCUC